AUGGCUUCAAAGCUCACAGGGUCCGUGAAAGACCCAAUGUCAAUGGCAUCUGAUUUGAUCCAUGAGUUUGUUUGCUCGCCGUGUGAAGAGGACAAGCUUAAUACUGAGGCCAAGUAUUUCUGUGGGGAAUGCUCGAAGUACUACUGUGACCAAUGCCUGACAUUUCACUCCAAAAUCCUUAAACAGCAUGCUGUUGUGGGCUGUGAUGAUGUGGACAAGUGGGUGGGGCAGGGCAACACUCUCAUUUCAUGUGACCUUCACCCUCGUAAGGUCAUUGAACUUCUGUGUGAGGACCACGAUGAGAUGUGCUGCCACCUCUGUGUGAGCUUGAAUCACAGGAUGUGCAGAAGCAUCAGCUUGAUCUCAGACCUGGCCAAGGGCAUCCACAAGAUGGCAGACUUCAAGCAGCUUCCAUCUAAGGUUGCUAAUGUAACAACAAGUCUGAACCAGGUAAGAGAGGUCGAAAGAAGAACCAAGGCUCCUUGA
Mya arenaria is the source of this 486-nucleotide messenger RNA. RefSeq lists its product as uncharacterized. Gene Ontology annotation, molecular function: ubiquitin-protein transferase activity; zinc ion binding. NCBI's taxonomy places the organism in Eukaryota, Metazoa, Mollusca, Bivalvia, Myida, Myidae. Bases 1 to 486 code for a protein of 161 amino acids. Gene Ontology annotation, biological process: positive regulation of DNA-templated transcription. Gene Ontology annotation, cellular component: nucleoplasm; chromatin. The record is from RefSeq and is a predicted model, not a curated record. The transcript has 2 exons.